AUGUUGCGCUUGAAGUGUGCUUUUCAAGCUUAUGAUUGGGGUAAAAUUGGUGUGAGUAGUGAGGUUUACAAGCUCCUGGAGCGAUCUGGUCAAUAUCAAGAGCUAGAUCUUACGAAACCGUAUGCAGAGUUGUGGAUGGGUACUCAUGUAUCAGGACCAUCGUUUUUGAUGGACGCUCCUUCUACCACACUUGAAAGUUAUAUCACUGAACAUUCAAACUGUUUGGGUUCUUCUGUGGUUGCAAAGUUCGGGAAAGCACUGCCUUUUCUAUUUAAAGUUCUUUCUGUGCGGACAGCAUUGUCUGUUCAAGCCCACCCUACAAAGGAGUAUGCCAUUAAGUUACACGCUGAAAGACCUGAUGUCUACAAAGAUUCAAAUCACAAACCUGAACUAGCCAUCGCUUUAACACCAUUUGAAGCAAUGAUCUCGUUUAGAUCACCGGCAGAAAUUGGAACGUUUGCAAAAUAUAUACCAGAACUUCAUGAAAUUAUUGGUCCAGAAUAUACUGAAGAUUUAAUAAAUAUAUCUGCAUCAGAUGAAGACUUAGCCUCACCAUCAAUAAAAGCGGCUUAUUCACGGUUGAUGACUGCAGAUCCUAAAAUGGUCAGUACAUUAGUGGAUAACUUAAAGGAGAGAUUAACAAAUGGUGAAAAGAUAACUAUCCCAUCAAUUGAAACAAAUACCACGCUUGAUACAGACGUCUUAAAAGAGGUAUUCAUUCGAUUGGCUACAGAUUUUCCUGGUGAUGUUGGUUGUUUCAGUUUAUUCUUCUUCAAUUAUGUCAGGUUGAAUCCAGGUGAAGCAAUUUUCUUGGAACCUAAUUUACCACAUGCUUAUAUAUCUGGAGAUUGUAUAGAAUGUAUGGCCUCGUCGGAUAAUGUGAUUCGUGCAGGUUUAACACAGAAAUUUAAAGAUGUUGACCAUCUUCUUAAAAUUGUUCAAUAUGAACCACGUUGGGGAUCAGCGUUAAUGUUUAGCGGAGAAUUGAAAGAGAUUACACCACCUCAACCGACAUAUCCGACUAUGGAGCAGACUAAGAAUUCAAUGAAUACACCUCAUAUUGUUACAUUUUCACCUCCAGUCGAGGAGUUCUCAGUGGACAAAAUUGUAAUACCGAGUCAGUAUCAAGCAGUUGAAUUUGCACCAUUAAAAUCUGCUAGUAUCUUAUUGAUUAUCAAUGGACAGGGCAGAAUACAACGUUUAUAUGGAAAUAGAUUAUCUGCUAGUAGAAUGACAGAAAUAUCAGAUGUGAAAGAUGAUUCUACACCGAUGAAUAAAAAUAAUAAUGAAAAGAAAAAAUCCAGUUGGACUGAGGAAAAUUCAACAGCUUCUGCUUUUGUUUGUGAAUGCUUUGAAUUUAAUGAAGGAUCUGUAUUCUUUAUCAGUGCUGGAAUUCCAUUUUGUAUUCAACAACAACAACAGCUACAAAGCAGUUCCAAUGUAUCAGAUGUUUUAGCUUUUCGAGCAUAUGCAAAUGUUUUCAAUGAUUGA
Messenger RNA from Trichobilharzia regenti, 1491 nucleotides. NCBI's taxonomy places the organism in Eukaryota, Metazoa, Platyhelminthes, Trematoda, Strigeidida, Schistosomatidae. The record is from the annotation of a GenBank genome assembly.